This is a messenger RNA of Nannospalax galili (Upper Galilee mountains blind mole rat), 6990 nucleotides long. It is a transcript of the gene Mapk10, whose product is annotated as mitogen-activated protein kinase 10. NCBI's taxonomy places the organism in Eukaryota, Metazoa, Chordata, Mammalia, Rodentia, Spalacidae. Gene Ontology annotation, molecular function: ATP binding; JUN kinase activity. Gene Ontology annotation, biological process: protein phosphorylation; JNK cascade. The transcript has 16 exons. The coding region runs from base 679 to 1989 and encodes 436 amino acids. Gene Ontology annotation, cellular component: cytoplasm; nucleus. The record is from RefSeq and is a predicted model, not a curated record.
UUCCCCAAGCCCUCUGUCCGUCUCCUCUGGUAGGUUCCACAAUGGUACAGGCAGCCUCCCGCUGCACAAUGGUUUCCAGGCAGUGAAAGAGGGUGAUUCAGCAAGCCACUCUUCCUCUUCUCUUUAAAGCCUCCCCAUCUCCUUUCAUUUUUAUGGGGGUGGGUGGCGCUUCUUAUAUGCUUACCCCUUUCUUUUCUUUUUUCAUUUUUACAAAUUUCUUUUUUCCUCCUCACCCCUCAAUUCCUAGGGGCUUGAGUGAGUUAAAGGUUGGGUCUUCUUGGAAAUCACCUAUCAUUUUUAAAUAACCUCUCCAUCUCCAAAUAAUCUCUCCAUAUUCCUGUGUGGAAUGUGGUUCAUGAAAACCCAGUAGAGGGAUUUCUGGGGAAAACUGCUGGAUCAGGAUCCUAGUUCUCAGACACGGAAUGGCUAGUGUGAGUGACGUCACCUGCAGGACCAUCUUGAACCUUGGUUGUGGCAACACAUGCAGGAAGCUGUUGAAUUAGACCCAUUUCUGUAGAUGAGAAACUACACAAGCAGUGGAAGAAUAUUGUUCUUUGCUGAAGUUCUUGGCUUAGCUGCUGAGAGGCUUCACCUGGACGCUGAGUGAAGGACUGCUUUCCCUGUCUACAUACCCUUGACUUACCUGCUUUUCUGCUUUGACUCAGUUUUAAUAUAUCCAUGUGCAAUGCACCCGCAUGCUCCCUAUGUACUUUGGUAUUUAUGAGCCUCAAUUUCUUAUACUACUGCAGUGAACCAACCUUGGAUGUGAAACUUGCCUUUUGUCAGGGAUUCGAUAAACAAGUGGAUGUGUCACACAUUGCCAAACAGUACAACAUGAGCAAAAGCAAAGUGGAUAAUCAGUUCUACAGCGUAGAAGUGGGAGACUCAACCUUCACCGUUCUCAAGCGCUAUCAGAACCUGAAGCCAAUUGGCUCUGGGGCUCAGGGAAUAGUUUGUGCUGCAUAUGAUGCUGUCCUUGACAGAAAUGUGGCCAUUAAGAAGCUCAGCAGACCCUUUCAGAACCAAACUCAUGCCAAGAGAGCUUACCGGGAGCUGGUCCUCAUGAAGUGUGUGAACCAUAAAAACAUUAUUAGUUUAUUAAAUGUUUUCACACCCCAGAAAACGCUGGAGGAAUUCCAAGAUGUUUAUUUAGUAAUGGAACUGAUGGAUGCCAACUUGUGUCAGGUGAUUCAAAUGGAACUAGACCAUGAACGGAUGUCUUACUUGCUGUAUCAAAUGUUGUGUGGCAUCAAGCAUCUUCACUCAGCAGGAAUUAUUCACAGGGAUUUAAAACCAAGUAAUAUUGUAGUCAAGUCUGAUUGCACAUUGAAAAUCCUUGACUUUGGACUGGCCAGGACAGCAGGCACAAGCUUCAUGAUGACUCCGUAUGUGGUGACACGAUAUUACAGAGCCCCCGAGGUCAUCCUGGGAAUGGGCUACAAGGAGAACGUGGAUAUAUGGUCUGUGGGAUGCAUUAUGGGAGAAAUGGUUCGCCACAAAAUCCUCUUUCCCGGAAGGGACUAUAUUGACCAGUGGAACAAAGUAAUUGAGCAACUAGGAACACCUUGUCCAGAAUUCAUGAAGAAAUUGCAACCCACAGUAAGAAACUACGUGGAGAAUCGGCCCAAGUAUGCAGGACUCACCUUCCCCAAGCUCUUUCCAGACUCCCUCUUCCCAGCGGACUCUGAGCACAAUAAACUUAAAGCCAGCCAAGCCAGGGAUUUAUUGUCAAAGAUGCUAGUGAUUGACCCAGCAAAGAGGAUAUCAGUGGAUGAUGCCUUACAGCAUCCAUACAUCAACGUCUGGUACGACCCAGCUGAAGUGGAGGCGCCUCCGCCUCAGAUAUAUGAUAAACAGCUGGAUGAAAGAGAACACACCAUUGAAGAAUGGAAAGAACUUAUCUACAAGGAAGUAAUGAAUUCAGAAGAAAAGACUAAAAAUGGCGUAGUAAAAGGACAGCCUUCUCCUUCAGCACAGGUGCAGCAGUGAACAGCAGUGAGAGUCUCCCUCCAUCCUCGUCUGUCAAUGACAUCUCUUCUAUGUCCACCGACCAGACCCUGGCAUCUGACACUGACAGCAGCCUGGAAGCCUCAGCGGGACCGCUGGGUUGUUGCAGGUGACUAGCCGCCUGCCUGCGAAACCCAGCGUUCUUCAGGAGAUGAUGUGAUAGAACACACACGCACACAUGCACAUGCACACAUACAGUACACAGAGCACACACAAAGAGACACACACACGUGCACAAAUGCAGACACGCAAUGUCAAGAAAAUAGCAAGAGAGAGAAUCCAACCUAAAAUUGAGAUAAAUCUUCCUGCCUGCUUCUUCUCCAAACUUCUGUACUGCAGCUGAGCUGAAAUGUAUAUUUAACUUCUAGUUGCUCUUGCUUUGGUCUCCUCCCAACAAUGCUUACUACAAAAAACAAAUCAAACACAAUUAGAGAAGCCUUUUCCAUAGGUGUAAUUUAAAUGGCUGCAAAACCAGCAACCUGUAACUGCCCUUUCAAAUGGCAUGACAAGGUGUGCAGUGGCCCCAUCCAGCAUGUGUGUGUCUCUAUCUCGCAUCUACCUGCUCCUUUUGGCCUAGUCAGAUGGAUGUAGAUACAGAUCCGCAUGUGUCUGUAUUCACACAGCACUACUUACUUAGAGAUGCUCCUGUCAGUGUCCUCGGGGCUCUACCAAGACACCAUGCAUUGGGGUACCACAUGGUCCAUUUCAUGUGAUCUAUUACUCUGACAUAAACCUAUCUGUAAUAUAUUGCCAGUAUAUAAGCUGUUUAGUUUGUUAAUUGAUUAAGCUGUAUGUCUUAUAAGAAAAUAUGUAAAUGGGGAAAAUAUGGGGGAGUGAGCUCUUGGACCCUUGAAGAUGUAGCUUCCAAAUUUGAACUGAUUAAAUGGCACCUGUAUACCAAUUUGUAGAAAGAACAUAUGUGAUGCUUACAUACAGUGUGUGUGGUGGGGGGAGGUAGCAAUAGGUUUCAGACACUCAGUAGUUUGGUCUUCAGAAAGAAUGUGUGGGUAAAAGCUGGGGGUGUUUUCUCUGACAAUGAAGAGGUAGCAGAGAGUAGAGCACAUGCCUGCAGUGUGGAGUGAGACCAAAAGGAAAUCACCAGCUAGAUACUUGGAGACAUCUGUAUCCAUGCUUUAAAGAUUAGACGCAUUUGUCAUUUCCAAAUUACAUGUCAAGAGAGUAAGGUGCUGGAGAGAAGGGCAGGUGUUAGGCAGAUCAUUGUGCACACAUUCAGUGGUUAAAAACCUUUACCUGAAACAGAGUGGCAUUGCCUCCAUAUGAUUGAUCUCUUUCAAGAAGUUGAGCCUGCCUAGACCCAUUUCAGAUUGUGGGGUUUGUUUUAAUGUAUGGACUGCUUCCCAAGCACAUACCCUACCAAAAUUUUAUUACCUCUUCUGGUAAUAAAUUAUGUUAAACUAAUUAACAUAAAUCCCCAAAGCACAAGAUAGCAUUUAAAAGCAUCUCUAUGGGCAUUACUGUCUCUCAGGAAUUUCCCUGAUUUCUAAUAUGAAUGAUCUUUCCUGUUUAUUGAUUUAUUUUCAUAAAUGUGAAUAAUCUGAGAAGGGCUGACCAUCUGAACGUUGAACUGCAGAAGAGAGGAGAGCAAUAAAGCUGCCCAUCAUUGCUGCUUCUAACUAGCACGAGCAAUGUGAGUUCCUCCAAAAGCCAUGAAACAUUAGUGUGUUUUAGCAAAAUCAUCUGAAAUUAGCUUAAAUCCACAGAAGGUGCUGCCUCAGACCUUAAGGAGGCAUGGUGAAACAUCUCGGUUAUCUACGAGGCAACACAGUAUGACCUCUAAGCAAUAACAGACGUCAGGCCUGUCUUCCCUUCUUACUUCCGGGGGUGAAGUAUCCACCACAACUAUCUGCACUCUGGCCAUUUCGGUGCUUACCCUGUGGUGAUAUUUCACCUGAAGAAGAAGUGAAACACAUGAGUGAAUGAGUGUGAUCGGCCUGGCAAGUGGAAAUCCUUCAGAAAUGGAAAAGAUAGCAAUGCCAGAGCUCUGAAACUGCCUUAAAUACAAUUCCAGGGAAACUCUGUCUCCUUUCAAGCAAUAGAGUCAAUAGGGAGCUGCUCCCCCACCACCAUCAUGCCACAUUGGGGCCAUUCCUGAGAUUGUUUUGCACGGCAUGGUUUCUUGCAGGAUAUGGUGUUUGAAAAUGGAGACAGCAGUCUUAGAGAGGGCAGCUCAUCCACCAGAGUAAGAAUAGCACAGUCUGUGUGUUGCUUCCAUUCUUUUUGGUUAAGGUUGCAGACAAGCUGAUUUUAUUAAUGCCUGCUUGUUCUCAUGCUUUCUGUCACUUUUCUUUCUGUCAUCUUUUCCUCCCUCAUCUAUAUCCCUUUUUUUCUCUCUUUGUAUUUUGCUCCUAUAUCUGUGGCCUCCACACUCCCCUGGUCUGUAUCACACAAGAUUAAGUGCAGAGAGCAGACAACUGCUUGAAAGAAAUAAGUCUGGAGAGGAAUUUCAUCAGUAACAAGAUGAGAACAAAAGACAGGAGUUACUCCAACAGCCUGUUAGAUGUGCUGAACACUUAGACUAUCUCUCAUUCUGCAGAAGUGCUGGUUCUUUUAAGAUGAAAGCAGGGAGGAAUGAGAUCAUUCCCCCUCCUUCUCCUGCAGGCUUUCCUAAGUGCCACAAAUCCAUCUCCUGUCACACACCACGGGACUGCCUGGAACUUUUAGCCAGAAAUUCCCUAUCAACAGACAAAAGAUGAAACAAAUUUCUUGGAUUUUAAAUUUUAUUCAUUUAUUUUUAAAAUGUUACGUGUUUGAGUGUUUUGCCUGCAUGUAUGUAAGUGCAUCUGUGCAUGUAAUGCCUAUGGAGGCCAGAAGACGGCAUCAGAUUCUCUAACCUGGAGUUGUUUGUUGCCAUGUCAGUGCUGGGAAUCAAACAUUGGUCUCCUGCAAGAGCAGCCAAUGCUCUUAACCACUGAGCCAUCUCUCUAGCCCCUCCCUUGGAUUUUAAAUAGCACUUACAAUUAGAGAUGAGAAUUUGGUCUCUGGUUUCAUGUGGGCCUGAUUUUGCUAGGUGAUCAAAGGACAGAUUGGAGACGGAACAAGAAGAUCACCACUUUAGAAGUUCCCCCUUCACGUCCCCAAAUCCUAUUUUUAGGGGGUGGUUGUGUUGUGGUAAAAUUCAUAGUCUGUAUUAUGUUCUUCAUUGGAUCUUCUUUUCUUAGAAAGAAACACACACACACACACACACACACACACACACACACCAAGGAUUUCUUUUAUGUGGCCAGUACUUCCAAAGGGUGCAUUUACUUUGGGGGCAGGGAACUGUUAUGUGACCUGGACUAUGUUUCUGGAAGAAGUAAAGGCCCCGCAUGUGGUUGGGCUUACUUUGUAAUAGAAAGUUGGCACUCUAAGGACCUGUGUCUUCUGUCACUUCUACAGGCAACUGAUUAUACAGUGGUCCUUAAAGUAUUCUGUGAUAUUCUGUAGAAAAGAUGGGUAUGUACCCCCGUGUAGGAAGAAUUAAAUUUCUAUUACUUUAGCUAUUUCUUUGAUAUUUUGGAAUGAGUUUGGUGAGUCAAUAUACUCAUUUUAUCAUUGCCCUUAUAAUACAAUUGCUUCUUGUACACUAAAACACUGAAAAUAAUAUUUAAUCCUUCAGAAUCUAAUGACAGAGCUUCAUGGGAAUUCCACAGCUAAGACAGUACCUAGCCACAUCCUAGCCAUUAGAGAAAACUUUUCCAAUUGAUGGCUGAGGAGUAGGAAAGUUUCUCUCAGUCUGUUAUCACUAUCAGAAAAAAAAAAAUAUCUAACCAUACUGAUAACAGCUGACCAGCAAAUUAGAGAAUUGGCCUUGAAAAUAUAAAACUAAUAGAAGGCAUGAGAAUGCAUAAAUCCUUUCAUGAUCUGUCAGGGGAAAAGAUUAAUAAAACUUAUUUUAUAAAUUUUAAAUAUUCAUUGCAGAAACUAGGUUAUACAAAAUGUAUUUGUUUCAUUUUCUUACCAUACAAGAAUUUACAUCUAAAAAAUACUGUGCUGUGUAAAGAGUAUUAUCAGCUGGCUUUGCUGAAAAAGGUAUCUUUUAUAUUUCAGAGAGUAGAGGAAAUUUGCUCUGGGAAUUUUUGAUCCCAGCUUCUUUGGGUCUGAAGAAAUUAUUUUCUUCCCUGAACAUCCUCCCCUGUGCAUGUAGCCACACACAUUUUUAAUUAUAAGAAGACAACGAUUUCCACACGUAUCAUUAAAUAAGGCAGUCUGUAAAAACAAACUAAGAAGUUACAAUGUAAAUAAUCAAAUCAGUUCUUUUCCUUGCGAUUAAAAUAUAAGAUUUCAUUAUUUCUUUUACACCAGAUGGUUCUUUAACUGUCUGCUCACUUUGAUUCAUUUCUUUGGUUAGUCAGACUGAACUGGAAGGCUUCUUUUAUACAUGGACUCCAUUAUAUACAACUUUUGGUCAUGUGGGACCAAUGGCCAGUAUCCUAGUAGAAAUACAUCUCCCAGCCCUACUCUACCAUCAUCUGUCCACCUUGCCAUGUCCAUCUUGCAGUGACACCUAAUUUGCAUCUGCCUGUUGCUCUGCAUGAUUGGGUUCCAAAGACUAUUACUGAUGAAGAGAACUGUCCUGUGUCAGUGUUUAUAAAGUGUACCUAAAGCACACACAUUCACACAUGUUCACACACACCCUUACUGUUCUAUAUCAGCCCUGGAAGCAAAAACCCUAUGUGUCCAGUUUCUUUGCAAAGUCUCAGAGGUGAGACCUACAGUCAGCCAUCUUGAUGGAAAAAAUACAUGCCCACUGAUGUCUAAUGUGGACUGGAAGUCAUUCAAACCAUUUCUGUGUUCUCUCCCAUAUUCUUCUAUUUCAGUUUUUCUCUUGUUUCAAAAUGUCUAUGGAACAGAGGAUGAAUCAGAGAACUUUAGCUUCUUUUGACUCUUUACAGGUGGAUACCAAGUCAAUAUAUUGUGAUUUGUAUGUCUUAUAAACUAUUAAAACUGAAGGGAAUAUGUUUCCCUUCACAUAAAACCAAA